AUGCUGACCGGCACAAUUCCACAGGUCGAGUCGGCGGUCGCGGACGUGGCGCCUACUACAAGGCGCGAUACGGAGGCGGCCACCUUUUUGAGGCGACAAGUCAAACCUCUGCGAACCAGUCCUCUGCCUCUGGAGCUCUCUCGAACCCGAACCAUGGCGGCUAGGGUCAGUUGCAGAGAGAUCUCAGAAGCAUCGAUGGGCAGCAGUACGUCGGACCGUCACUUGUGCAUAUCCGUGCGACUUCUACUAAAUCGAGAAACAGGCGCUUACAAACGACUCACUUGCAACUAUGAGCAUACUUUCCCUACCUUCACUCUCUCAGUAGAUCACGUCCAAGCCGAUGCCUAUGCUUCACCUUCUAAGGUCCGGCCUAUCAUGCCUUGGCGCGACACAGGACUCCCCGGCGAGUACCUCCUUACAGACAUUAGACGGAUCGCACUUUGCGACUUCGUGACUAGAGUCUGUGCCGACCUUAUUCGAGUCAAGCAUCUCGACCAGAACGCGGCAAGUUCUGAUGGUGGAGGUGGAUGGAGUGGACCAAAGGGUGGUGCGUUCAAUAUCAACGCACCGAGUCAAGAAGUCCUACCACGUACAAGCACAAUGAUCGACAGAGACCAGACGAUCGAGCUUCGCUUUACGACCUCGCUACCAGCUGCCGGACGGACCAUCCUAGGCCAGCAAGCUCACCAAAUCCUGGCUGUGAACUUGGUCGAGUUGGUGAAGCAGUCUUUGCUGUACGCAAACCUUCACCAAGACCAGCUGCAACAGCACCUGCAGACGGUCGAGAACCAACAUAGCCUGCGCGAGCAACUUCGCCAAAACGGUCUCAUCUUGUUUGUCGCCAAUGGCUCAAUAUUGCCAAGAGCAUCAGGCGCAUCAGCCGGGCCUAUGAGCCGUACUACUGCGGUACGGUUCCAGUCUCCCAAAGAUCUCGAGAUCACGUUGCCACUGGCGGACGGCACGAGUGUCUUAGGUAUGGGCUCCACUCUAUUGGAGGCCAUGCAGCUGGGCAUAUACAAUCAUAUCCCCGGCGACGGAAGAGAGCUCGUAGUGACGGAUCCCACCGCGGUGAAGAUCCGCGCAGAGGACGGACGCAGCGUCUCAUCCACCGACAUCAGCCCAUUCAUCUCGGGAUUGCCUGGCGGAAAAGACACGAAGCGUUUCUCUACGGAUGAUGCGAGUGGAUCUACAUCAAUGGCGGCAAACAUCCAAGAAGCUCUCGAAGUUGGCUGCAAGACACUGCUCAUCGAUGAAGACUCCUCGGCCACGAAUCUGCUCGUCCGGGACCAGCGUAUGCAGUCACUAAUCCGCAACGAGCCGAUCACACCGCUGAUGGCCAAAGCAAGGGCGCUAUAUGCCGAGCAUGGUGUCAGCACUGUCAUCGUCAUCUGCGGCCUUGGCGAUUGGCUGUCCGUAGCCGAUCAUGUCAUCGCUAUGGACAGUUACGUUCCACGACUCAUUACCGCGGAAGCCAAAGCCAUCGUCAACACUCGUAGCUUCCAAGUCGACCUCAGCGGCAUACGCUCCCCUUAUGCGGUGAGGAAGAACUUCGUCGCUAUGAAGCCGCAAGACAGGAAUCCCGUCGAUGAUCCGUCGCAAGGAGAGGCCGGAAUAUACUUGAGCGGCCUCGAUCAGAUUGUGGAGAUAGGACAAUCACGCACGGUCGCUUCACUCGUGCAGCUGGUUGCGAACCGGACGUCUAGCAAAGCUUUACCGUUGACCACCCUUCUCGAGGGCUUACAGGAAGCUGUCGAUAUCGAUCACUGUUUGCCGUUGACGCUGGGAGACGGUGAACUCGUCGGGGUCCGCGUUGCUGAGAUAGCUGCUGCGCUUUCCCGUAUGCGCGGCGUUCUAAUUACGAAGUGA
Anthostomella pinea is the source of this 1866-nucleotide messenger RNA. The record is from the annotation of a GenBank genome assembly. NCBI's taxonomy places the organism in Eukaryota, Fungi, Ascomycota, Sordariomycetes, Xylariales, Xylariaceae.